Hyposmocoma kahamanoa is the source of this 4696-nucleotide messenger RNA. RefSeq names its product zinc finger SWIM domain-containing protein 4-like. Gene Ontology annotation, cellular component: Cul2-RING ubiquitin ligase complex. The record is from RefSeq and is a predicted model, not a curated record. Bases 70 to 3726 code for a protein of 1218 amino acids. The transcript has 23 exons. NCBI's taxonomy places the organism in Eukaryota, Metazoa, Arthropoda, Insecta, Lepidoptera, Cosmopterigidae. Gene Ontology annotation, molecular function: zinc ion binding.
GGGGCGGCAGUAGGCUGAGGGGAGGGCGCCGCGCGCCGCCAGUCCGCGCCGAGCGGCCGAACGAGCGUUAUGUCCGCGUGUGCGCCGCGCGCAUGUUGCCGGCUGCGCGCCCCUGCAACUCUGCUUGAUAUCACUGCAAAGAUAGUUGCCGCAACGAUCCCGUUCCAGCGGAUCGAGGAGCGCUAUGAACGGAUUCCAGAACCGGUCCAGCGGCGUGUCGUGUACUGGUCCUUCCCGCGGGAUGAACGGGACAUCUGCAUGUACUCGUCGUUGGCGAGGGCGCCGCCCGACGACCACCGCAACAUCGCCUUCUGCCGCGGCCUCAAGCUGCUCGAGGCCGGCUGCGUGGAAAACGUGCUACAAGUCGGCUUCCAUUUGAGCGGCGUGGUACGCGCUCCGGCAGCAGUCCCGCCAUGUUCCGAGCCAGAAAGGUUAUACAGGGUCACAGUUUCUUUUGACAGAUGCAAAAUAACGGGGGUGACGUGCAGUUGCGAGGCACGUGACAUCUUCUGGUGCCAACACGUGGUAGCGCUGGCCCUCUACCGCAUCAGAAAUGCUGACUCCGUGCGACUCAGAGUGCCUAUAUCAGAAACCCUCCUCCAAAUGGACAGGCAACAACUUCAAAAGUUCGUCCAGUACCUCAUAGCGGAACACCACACGGAAGUUCUUCCCACGGCCCAAAGGUUAGCUGACGAGGUGCUGCAGGCGCGGUCGGCUAUUAACAGAAUAUGCGGAGCGCCGGACCCUACGGCUGGGCCUCCUCCGGACGCACACCAUGCUUGGCAUUUGGAUGAGCAGCAGGUCUGCGAACAAGUGCGAGCCUAUUUAUUACAAGGCACCUACUACAAUGCAAAUAAACAACUGAAUUCAUUAUUUUCUAAGGUGCGCGAAAUGCUCCGAGCCCAAGACUCCAACGGCCCUAGGAUGUUAAUGUUAAUGACAGAACAAUUUCUGUCAGACCCGCGUUUACUUCUAUGGCGGAACCAGAACACACCGAUGACGGAAAAAUGCAGGCAACUAUGGGAACAGUUAGGGGCACUAUGGGUCAGCAUAGUCUUAGACCCAGGAAGCAAUAUGCAUCAUAGAAUUCAGUGGAAACAUUUGCUGGAAAAAUGGUCAGCUGUUGAAGUGUGUCCUACAGAGGAUCCUGAUUACCGCUCUUUUCCUUUGUACGCAAGAGAGAGAGAAAGAAACGAGCGAGAUCGUGACAGAGACCACAGAGAUCGGGACAGAGAGCGGCAUAGAGAUAGGGAAGAGCGGGACAGAGAAAGACUACGAGAAAGGGAGAGAGAUAGAGAAAGACAUAGAGAGCGACAAAGGAGAGAAAUGCAUUCCCAAUCGGAAAGCUCAGACGAGGAAUCUAGACCAAACAAUUAUGAACGAGAGUAUCGAAGAGCCAGCAAGAGAUUAAGACUACACAACCAAAGGUCUGCACCACAAUUAACACCAAGGACCGUUUUUCACAAAGCUUUAGACACAGUGGACAUAUCGUGGGAGAACGAGCAUUUGAAGAACAUCCUCGGUAGCGACGAGCACUGCGACCCAGAAGCUUGUGAUAAGCCUGACAUGUGGUCAUCCAGCAAAAUACUAUUACCUUACCCUAAGUUCAAUGAACUAGGACAACCUUUGUGGCAUGAACACCUUCCCGUGGUGGGAGCAAGGAUAGAAGCUCUUCGAGCGCACGGCAGGGGCCCUGCUGCAUUACGGUUAGCCGUCAGCGCCGCCAGGGCUAUGAGGCAUCGACAGGAGGUAGCCCAAAACAGAUGGCAUGAAGUAGGCGCGGGUGAAGCGUCAUCCAGUGGCGUGACUACAACGACUUCUUGCUCGGGUCCCGAAAGCUGUUCAGGCAAUUGCGGGGAACGGGUCAAAUUGCCAUUGGUCUGUGCGCAUAUGGACGGGGGAACCUGCUUGCCUGGUGGGGCUACUUGUGCUCUGUCGCAUACGCAACGGUGUAUUGGUAGAGACAGCCGGUGUUGGACGGGAUGGACGCUAGAGGCAGUGUGGUGUGUCUACGAGUGUUUGGCAGACGCGUGCUUGGCGCCUGACGACACGCGAGCCUCGCCGCGACUGCAUACCUACCUCGACGAAGAACCUAACACAGGCUUACCGCCUAGGUAUCAACAUGUACCAGUAGCAGGCAGUAAGAACCCCGACGAAACAUACCUAGCUCUGGCGUUAGAAGCGGCCCUACUAGGUCUUGGUAUGCAGAGGAUGUUGCCUAGCGGACUUUAUGCUCAGGAACGAUACUGCAAGCAGGAAGAACGUCUAAUAGCACAAUUACAACGCGUAGAAGGUGAAGCUGCGGCGGGUGUGUGCGCGAAAGUGGCCAAAUCCCUCCUCGAAGGAGGGCCGUCCUCCUGUCUCGGCGCUCAAGUCCACCCGCGGUCGGCGCCUGCGCAUACCUUCGCGCGCUUUCUGUUCCUCACACUAUUGCCUACGGACCCUGAAUUGGCUUAUAGAGUCGGCUUAAGGGCUAUGCGGUUACCGAUGGUGGAGGAGGCGUACGCGCUAGACAGCGGAGGGGCCGGCGCAGGCGCAGCCGGAGGCGGCGCGGGCGCGUGGCACACGUUGCAGCACGCUGAGCAACAGCAGGCAACUCUAGCCAGUGCACUGCUUGGCGCAGCUCGCGGCAACCCGGGUCGUCUGCGCGCAGCACUAGGCGCUGCGCAGCGCCACGUGCGCAGCGCCGCGCAGCUGUUCCGCCUCGCGCAGGACGCGCUGCGACACGCCGCGCCGCCAGACGCGCCGCACCAUCACCGGGACCUGUUGGCUGCUGCCUUCGAACUGGGCUUACAGGUAUUACGGAUGACACUAUCAUCGGUGAAUUGGCGACGACGUGAAAUGGUCCGGUGGCUUGUGACCUGCGCCACCGAACUUGGCUUAGACGCACUGCUUUCUAUCAUGCAAAACUGGUACGAAUUAUUCACACCAACGGAAGCGACUGGUCCGGUCGCGGCGGCAGCGAUGUCACACGCAACUGCACUGCGACUAGGCCUCACUUUCGAGCAGCAGGAGAAGCUUAGCGCCUGUGCCAGGACGCUAGCCUUACAGUGUGCCGCUAAGGAUCCGCCGGGCUGCGCUCUAAGCGCACUUUCAGUAUGCGAAGGUUCAGCAGGAGCGUUCGAAGCCGCCUGCGCAGCAGUGGGGGGCGCAGCCGCUAGAGGAGCACUGGCCAGCAGUCAGCUCUUCGCCGUCGCGAGAUACAUGGAGCAACGUGGUCAACCCGCAAGAGCAAUGCGAUUGGCCACUCUCGCUAUGAGGAAUUUACAUCUGCACUACAACCAGGACAGCCACCCAGCAAUCGCAGACAUCCACUGGGCGGUGGCGUUAGCACACUCACUAGGCCGUGCCGAGCUUCAAGCCAUGCUACCGCUCCUCGUCAAGAACGUGCAAUGCGCUCCCGUACUGUCUGACGUCCUACGUCGGUGUUGCGUAGCGGCAGCGGGUUGUUCCCGGUCGCGACCACCACCACCGCGGCCACCGACGCCUCUAAGGCCUCUCCUGGAGGCCGCGCUGCGCGCCUACGCGUCCACUACGCAUGCGCGUCUCGCGCAUAUCUCGCCUAGACAUUAUGCUGAUUUCGUCGACUUUCUGGGUAAAGCUCGUGAUACGUUCGCUCUGGCCCACGACGGGCCGCACCAGUUCGCUGCGCUGCUGCAAGAGAUCAAACUCAAGUAUAAAGGCAAAAAGAAACUCAUGUUUCUCGUCAAAGAGCGUUUUGGAUGAAAAAAAGCACAAUUAAAAAGAAGACGCCUAAAAAAAUAGCGAGAUAAUUAUUUUCUAAAUCCUUUUGUCACCAAAAACAAGACGUCGAAAUAUUCGACCUUUUUAAUAACCUUCAGAAGAUAGGGUGACAAUCAUUUUUUUCCUGUAACAAGGCUAAUAAAUGCAAGUUACUAAAAGCAACUUCAGACAAUGCAAUGGUGUUUGUACAUAUGAAAUGUGCAAUUAAUUGUUCCAUUCCAUUUUUGUUUAUGUUUAAUUUUGAAAUCGUGCAAUAGUGUGUGCGCCUUGUUGAUUGUAUUGAAUUAUGCUGAAAGAAUAAGGAGACAUUUCAUAUAAUUCUCUAAAGGAUUUACCGUUACGGUAACAAUUAUUACCUCAUGUUUGGUUACAAUUUAGUGGCCAUCGUGUACCAAACCAGUCUAUUCUAAAAGUAUUAUUUUUAUUUAACGUGUAGACUAGAUUGUAACUCUAACUGACCUCGUAAACAUCAUUUGUACUGCGUAAGUAAGAAUAUUGAAAUGAUCUCAAUGAUUCCAUUUGUGUAAAUAGACUUAGAUGUAAAUAUAGAGUACGAAAUUAGAAGCAAUAAGUAUCUAGAAAACACCUUACGGACUGUGCAAGAUUUAAAUUAUGUAUAAAAAUAUGCACUUGAAACUGAAAGUUCUUAUCAGUAUUUCUUGAAUGUCAGGUUUUUUAAAUAUCUGUACAGUCCGUAAAAAUCUUUAGUAAGUAAACUUAAGCCAUUAUUAUAGCGUCCAUAGAAAAUGAAUCAAUCAUUGUUAAAAUGACACAACACCAAAGAAUACAUAGGUGAAUAAGUCCAAAAGUGUGAGAUAAGCGAUGCCAUCAUUCCUUCAGUAUUCUUGAGUAUUCAUUAUUUGUAAGUUUUCUUUCCAAAAGUUAGACUUCCCGUUUUUAAUAGCAAGUGCAAUGUUUUUGAAUGAUAUAUAUAUAUAUAUAUAUAUACCAU